This is a messenger RNA of Cyclopterus lumpus (lumpfish), 1035 nucleotides long. Its product is annotated as G-protein coupled receptor 26-like. Gene Ontology annotation, biological process: adenylate cyclase-activating G protein-coupled receptor signaling pathway. The record is from RefSeq and is a predicted model, not a curated record. The coding region runs from base 1 to 1035 and encodes 344 amino acids. Gene Ontology annotation, cellular component: membrane. The transcript has 3 exons. NCBI's taxonomy places the organism in Eukaryota, Metazoa, Chordata, Actinopteri, Perciformes, Cyclopteridae. Gene Ontology annotation, molecular function: G protein-coupled receptor activity.
AUGGACGCAGCGGACAUAGUUGCUUCCGUUUUGGUUGUGGGGGUUAUUAUCGUGUCGCUGCUGUCCAACGUUGUGGUGCUGAUCUGCUUUCUGUACAACCCGGAGAUCCGCAAACAGGUACCCGGUCUUUUUAUCCUAAACUUGACGUUUUGCAACCUGUUGCUAAGCGUGUCAAACAUGCCACUAACUCUGGUCGGGCUCAUCACCACGAGCUACCCCGGAGGCAGCGGCUUCUGCCAAUUUGUGGGUUUCCUCGACACUUUUCUCACCACUAACUCCAUGCUGAGCAUGGCAGCUCUCAGCAUCGAUAGAUGGGUGGCAGUGGUGUUCCCUCUGAGCUACCACUCGAGAAUACGGCACCGGGACGCAGUGGUAGCGCUGGCAUACACGUGGAUCCACUCACUUUGCUUCUCAACAGUGGCCACCUGCCGCUCCUGGGUCGGGUACCAUCACCUUUACGCAUCGUGCACGCUCUGCAAUGUCAGGGCGAAGGGAGCCGGUACGCACUUCAUCAUUUUCACGGUGGCUUUGCACUCUCUAACUUUCCUCCUCACGCUAAUCGUGUUGUGUGUGACGUACUGGAAAGUGCUGAAAGUUGCCAGGUUUCACUGUAAACGCAUCGACGUGAUCACCAUGCAGACGUUGAUGCUGCUUGUGGAUAUUCACCCCAGUGUGCGGCAGAAAUGCUUGGAUGAGCAAAAGCGGAGGCGACAGAGGGCCACCAAAAAGAUCAGUACUUUCAUCGGCACAUUUGUGGUGUGCUUCACCCCACAUGUCAUUACAAGAAUUGUAGAGCUCUUCUCCCCAGGGCCCAUAAGCCCUCAUUGGGGAGUGCUGUCCAAGUGUUUGGCCUACAGCAAGGCAGCAAGCGACCCGUUUGUCUACUCGCUACUGCGUCACCAGUACAGGAAGACCUGCAACCUUCUGGCUAACAAAGUCCUCAAGAGAGGUCCACUCAACUCCUCCUCCCUAAGGAUGGAGAACAGUGCAGCGAGGAGCGACAACACAACCAACAGUAGAUUGAACUCUGCGUGA